Molecule: messenger RNA, 300 nt
Organism: Strongylus vulgaris
Lineage: Eukaryota; Metazoa; Nematoda; Chromadorea; Rhabditida; Strongylidae
Source: the annotation of a GenBank genome assembly
AUGUGCUGUGACGUGGUGGAGUCUUCGCCAAAUGAGCUUGCAGAGUAUUAUCAGAAGUUGUUGAAUAUCUCUGAUGAACUUGAGAAAAAGCGAAAAGCCGAAGGGACUACGGCAUACAAUCCAGACGGAAGCGCUGUUAUUCGAACUACAAUGCCACCUGAAAACGUUUUGAAACGCGUAGAAUAUGAAGAACCUCCGAAAGGUAUAGAAGCGGAAACACUUAUCGACGUGAUGCGGCGGCUCCAUUCCCUUACAGCAGCUGAAAUGAGAACUCUCCUGAAACAAGUUCAUCAAUCUGGA